Coprinopsis cinerea okayama7#130 is the source of this 300-nucleotide messenger RNA. Its product is annotated as fungal mating-type pheromone. Lineage: Eukaryota; Fungi; Basidiomycota; Agaricomycetes; Agaricales; Psathyrellaceae. The coding region runs from base 1 to 300 and encodes 99 amino acids. The record is from RefSeq and is a predicted model, not a curated record. The transcript has 3 exons.
AUGGAUGCCUUCGCUACUCUCUUCUCCACCGUCUUCCCCUCGACCAACGUCGAUGACAUCACCAACACCCCCACGCCCUCCGUCCCAGUCGAGGAGGAGACCGGAGGCGGCAGAGGCACCGGUGCUUACUGCCAUCAGGUUAUGCUGAGCUCGUUCGAGCUCGGCUUGCGAUACCCAUUUCCAACCCGCAUCACAUUCAAUCAUCCAUCUGCAUCUGUACACAUACUCAGCAACAUCAUCGACAUCAGCAUCGUCAUGAAGGAGGAGAGGAGAACAUACAAACAACCGGCAUUGUUUUAG